Messenger RNA from Musa acuminata subsp. malaccensis (wild Malaysian banana), 669 nucleotides. RefSeq lists its product as uncharacterized. The record is from RefSeq and is a predicted model, not a curated record. Lineage: Eukaryota; Viridiplantae; Streptophyta; Magnoliopsida; Zingiberales; Musaceae.
UAGCGGAACUACCGAGAGAGCGAUUGAGAGAGAGAGAGAGGAGGGGGGGGGGGAGGAGGAUGGCAGAGCUACAAAGAUCUGCGACGACGUUCAGGAGGUCAGGUUCAUCAGGGCUGGUGUGGGAUGAGAGGUUGUUCUCCGAGAAGAAGAAGGAAAAGGAGGAGGAGGAGGAGAAGGAGGAGGAAGGAGCCGAAGAAAUCAGGGAGCUGAAGCACUCGAAGGGCGUGGGGUCGACCCGCCGAACGAUGGGACGCAACCGCAGCACCGGCGACGGCAGGCACGCCUUCCGUGCAGGUGUCCUCCCGCCGAACGUCGACCCGCCAUCUCCUAAGGUCCCUCGUUGCCUUUGCUGUGGAUUCUUCGGCAAGCGCGGAUCGGCAAGGCCGUCGAAGCCAAGAAGCCAGUGAGCCUGGCGGCCACCAUGACCAACCUUCAUGCUGCUGCUGCUUCUCCUUCUUCUUCUUUGUCAGCAGACAAUAGUAUUUUGUCAUGUAAUUGUUGUUCCAAGGCCGAUUAAUUCUGUACAGAUGACAAAGGAUGCAGUCUGUGUCACCCUGAAAUCUCGAGUCAUUGAGAUCAGCAAAUAGGAAUUAGACUCUUUUCUUCCUUGCAGUUCAUCCUCUGAAUCCUGAAGCCAAAGGAAACAUAGAUGAGAUGUUGGGUUCUCUC